UUCACCUCAGCGGUCAGCCUCAGAGAUGUCUACUUUGAUCUUUCCUGAUGUUGAUAGUAGAACUUACUACUAACUUGCUGUAGAAGUCGGAUUCGAAAACAAGACUAUUAUGCAGAUUAUGCUAUUUGAGUUUUAUCACCAUCAAUCACUCAUUAUCUAUCUUUUGAUCACGAUGUUCGUGUGUGUAAUGUGCACGAGAAGUGAGCUGUAUUGUGGACGAUAAGAAAAUUUGAAUGGAAUAAAUAAUUAUAUGGAAGUAAUCAAGAUAUGUGAAGAAUAAAUUUUUUAAGAAUCGAUGAUUUCAGCUUGUAAACAGUUUAGGAGGUUAUAUUCUGAUGGUUGGAAGAGAGAGAAACAAGAAGAAACAAUUUCUUACUUUUGGCCUUGUAGGUGAAAAUCAAAGUUAAGAGACUGAGGUUGGAAAUAAAUUAAACAGAUAACACAGUUUGAUUAGAUACAUUAAAAUAGGGAUUGUAAUUGGAGAUAAAUUAAUUAGCCUAUAUACUCUUCUGCACUGAUGUGUACAAGCUAAACUAGAAUUUGAAAACAGGACACUGGAAAAGUUGAUAUGGAAGGUGAAACAUCUCUGACAAACCUGAGUACAGUACAGUUGGCUGAUAUAUCUUUUACUGGAGGAGUUACAGAUGGAUCAAGCAAUCAGUCGUUAUCACAGACACAUGGAAAAAAGGACAUAAAUAGAAAGAAGAAAAAGCAAAAACAGCCAAAACGUGAUCGUAAACAUGCUAAGAUUAAACAUCUGGAACCAAAGGAAGAUCUUGCUCUCAAUGAAGAUUAUGAAAACGAAGAAAUCCAGUUGGAACCCCUGGUAGACAUAAGUGAAUCAGAUGAGCGAGUAAAUCUCAGUUCACCGCAGACUUCGGAAGACGAGCUAGGUGAGCUUGAAUGUAACUACUGUGGGAAGAAUUUUCCUUCAAAACGGGUUUUGAGGCGCCACCUGCAGGUGCAUAACUCGAGCAAACCCUACUCCUGUGAUAUAUGUGACAAACGGUACAAGCGUCACUACGAUAUAACUAUUCAUAGGCAACAGCACACCACCAAGGAGAAACUCACUUGUGAUGUUUGUGACUUCUCUUCAUUCUACCAUUCUGCAAUUGCCAACCACCGUCGUAAGAGGCACUCGCAAGAGUACAAGCAUUACUGUGAUAUAUGUGGUAAAGGCUUCUACGUGAGCACGUGGUGGAAGGAACACAUUAACUUUCAUACGGGAGAAAAACCAUUUAAAUGUGAGAUAUGUGACAAGGCAUUCAUGUAUUCGAGGUACCUCACAGCUCAUAUCAAGGACAUGCAUUCCACCCUGAACGGUUUGAAACCUGUAAAUCGGUGCCCUUUCUGUGACAACUACUUCAUCCACAAGAAGUCAUUGAAGCACCACAUCAAGUCCCACACAGGUGAGAACAAAUGCCUCUGUGACAUUUGUGGCAAAGAACUAUCCAGCCGAGAUCACCUCAAGGUACAUCGACGUAUCCACACCGGGGAAAAGCCAAACAUGUGUAGUGUCUGCGGUAAGGCUUUCGCCAAGAGGUGUAACUUAAUCAGCCAUGAGCGGAUACACACUGGAGAGCGUCCUUAUGUGUGUGAUCAUUGCAACAAGGGCUUCAAUCAGCUGUCUGCACUCGUUAUUCACCGGAGACAUCAUACGGGACAACGCCCCUACGAAUGCAGAGUCUGUCACAAGACUUUUGUCUGCCAGUCCACUCUCACCUCUCACCAAAGAAACAGUUGUGUUGGAGCAAAGCUGCCAUCUGAAGCAACACACCAAGUCCAAAAUGUGGCAGAACAGGUUUCUCUACGAUAUUUGCAGACAGGAGGUAUCCAGCUGGGAUCAUCUGAAAAUACAUUGGUGUAACCACACAAGGAAAAUGGCCAACACUUGUAGUGUCUAUAGUAAGGCUUUCACCAAUACCCAGCAGGGAUCACUUCUGGUUGGUUCAUACCUUCCAGUUGAACCCACCACUGGGCACAGCAAAAACUGAUGUGUCACUUCAAUCUGGGCAACCUUAUAGAUGUCCAGGAGCGGCACAU
Molecule: messenger RNA, 2043 nt
Organism: Homalodisca vitripennis (glassy-winged sharpshooter)
Lineage: Eukaryota; Metazoa; Arthropoda; Insecta; Hemiptera; Cicadellidae
Product: gastrula zinc finger protein XlCGF17.1-like
Exons: 3
Coding region: 569-1867 (432 amino acids)
Biological process (GO): regulation of transcription by RNA polymerase II
Cellular component (GO): nucleus
Molecular function (GO): DNA-binding transcription factor activity, RNA polymerase II-specific; RNA polymerase II transcription regulatory region sequence-specific DNA binding
Source: RefSeq, a predicted model, not a curated record